AUGGGGCCCUAGGAGGGACUGUGAGGGUGGGGAGGGUGUACAACGGAAGGAAUCAAUCUUGCGAUUUGGAGUUGGGAACAAACCUCGCCCCCCCACCCGUUUUCCUUCCUUAGUGAGGACGGUUUGGGGGCGGGUGGGGAAAGCGCGUCCUCGAAGCGCUCUCGCGCCCCCAUUUCCCUCUCAGCGCGCGCCCUCCAUCGCCCCUUCACCACCCGAGAGGCCGGCGAUGGCUGCGAGUGGGGACCCGGAGCCGGGAGGGCGGGUCCCGACGCAGGUGUUGGAUCCGCUAAGCUCGGCUCGGCGCGCUGGCCCGGCCCCUUGCCCCGCCGGCCACCGCCCCCCCGCCCCCUGCCCUCCGCGCCGCCGCGCCUGGAGGGCGGGGCCGGGGCGCGCGAGGGUCCUCUGCUCGCGGGCGAGCGGCGCGCGGCGCCUCGGUCUGGGGGAGCGCGGGGCGGUCUCCGCUGGCGUCGCGCGCGCUGUGUGUGAGCGGGGUCGCGCGCGCGCGCACUACAGAAAGAAUCGGCAUUCAGGAGGAAAUAAUUCAAGAGAAGGAAGACCAAGCAGAUCAAGAUGUGUAGCUCUGUGGCAGCCAAGUUGUGGUUUUUGACAGAUCGUCGAAUCAGAGAAGACUAUCCCCAAAAAGAGAUUUUACGAGCAUUAAAGGCCAAAUGUUGUGAGGAGGAAUUGGACUUUAGGGCUGUGGUGAUGGAUGAGGUGGUACUGACAAUCGAGCAAGGAAACCUGGGUCUUCGGAUCAAUGGAGAACUAAUAACUGCCUAUCCCCAAGUGGUGGUAGUGAGAGUACCAACCCCUUGGGUGCAAAGUGAUAGUGACAUAACUGUUUUGCGCCAUUUAGAGAAGAUGGGAUGUCGGUUGAUGAACCGACCUCAAGCCAUCCUGAACUGUGUUAAUAAAUUUUGGACUUUUCAAGAGUUGGCUGGCCAUGGUGUUCCUCUGCCAGAUACUUUCUCUUAUGGCGGUCAUGAAAAUUUUGCUAAAAUGAUUGAUGAAGCAGAAGUACUGGAGUUUCCAAUGGUAGUGAAGAAUACACGAGGUCAUAGAGGCAAAGCGGUUUUCUUGGCUCGAGAUAAGCACCAUUUGGCUGAUCUAAGCCAUCUUAUUCGCCAUGAAGCUCCAUACCUGUUCCAGAAGUAUGUUAAGGAGUCUCAUGGACGGGAUGUGCGUGUCAUUGUUGUGGGAGGCCGUGUGGUUGGCACCAUGUUACGUUGUUCAACAGAUGGAAGGAUGCAAAGCAAUUGCUCACUAGGUGGUGUGGGGAUGAUGUGCUCCUUGAGUGAACAGGGGAAGCAGCUAGCUAUCCAGGUGUCUAAUAUCCUGGGGAUGGAUGUGUGUGGCAUUGACCUAUUGAUGAAAGAUGACGGCUCCUUCUGUGUCUGCGAGGCCAAUGCAAAUGUAGGUUUCAUCGCCUUUGAUAAGGCUUGUAAUCUAGAUGUAGCUGGUAUCAUAGCGGACUAUGCCGCCUCCCUCCUGCCCUCUGGCCGGCUCACCCGGCGUAUGUCCCUGCUCUCCGUGGUGUCCACGGCCAGUGAGACUAGUGAGCCGGAGCUGGGUCCCCCAGCCAGCACUGCUGUCGACAACAUGAGCGCAAGUUCCAGCUCUGUUGACAGCGACCCUGAAAGCACCGAGCGAGAGCUGCUCACCAAGCUCCCAGGGGGCCUGUUCAACAUGAACCAGCUGAUAGCCAAUGAGAUCAAACUCCUGGUGGAGUGACUCCACCGGUAAAUAAUUACCAACAACUCCCUUGUAAAACUCAUGUUCUUUUUCUUCUUUUUUCUUUCUUUCUUUCUUUUUUUUUUUUUUUUAACCAACUUGCAAUGCUGUUCAUGGAAGGUACUCAGGAAGAUGAGAGAAAAUUAGUAGAAGUUAGUCAGGAGAGAAGCAAGGGGAGCUAGAUUAGACCUCUGCUAUUAAGAUGUUAUUGACUUUCAUUUACAGAUACCACAGGUAGAAUGGCGGAAGAGGUGAGACACAGAGAAGUGUCAGGCUUUUAUACUUACCCUUUAAAAUUACUCAGUGUGUGUGCUCUCACAUGAAGGCCAUGAAGAACAGUUUUUUUCACGGCCCCUCGCUUUUGCUUUUGUACAAUUGCACAGAUUUUGGCAUAGCGUAACUUCACAUUACGUUGCAAAGGUUUGUAAUGAGAGAGGAAAAGAUCUACCUAAAUUAUAGGAAUUUUUACAAAUCUGAAAGUUCUGCCUCUACCAUAUUAACUAGCAAGUUUAUGUUCAUAGUUUAUGAAGUCUUGAGGCGCUCUUUUACUGGAAUUUUAUUAUUUCUGUUUUUUGGUUUUCCUUUAAUUUGGGGGGGAGGGCAACAUUGAUAUAAUCCAAUAAAGGUUUCUUAAUGACAGAAUUGGCAUUUUCGUAUGAUGAAAGGGAAAUGAACAGUAUUGCAAUGUGUGGUACACAAAAUGACAUUUAUUCCAAUGUAGAUAAAAUUACACUAGUUUAAAAUAUGUGCGUUGACUUGUAUUUGUUAGUGUUUUAACCUUUUUUGAAAGAUAUGCUCUGUUAAUGUUGCAAUUUUUUUUUAAUACAUGCUAGUCUAACAUUCCCUGAUCUAUGCCUGCAUCUUUAACAAUGGCCAAAGUGAAGAAAGUGCUACCUUUUUUGUUAACAAGACACUGACUUGAAACAUGUGCAUUUAAAGCCUUCCUUUUUUUCUUUUGGUGGUUGGGCAUUUAAAGUAUAAGGACAAGGAAAAAUAUUUUUGGGGGGCAGAUUAAGGGCCUAUAAGUUCUUAAGUAUAAAGCUGAAGUGAUUUUAUAAUACCAGCAUUAUAUAUUUGCAUUUUUCACAUUUUAGGAGGGAGUAUAUAUAUAUAUAUAUAUGUGUGUGUGUGUGUGUGUGUGUGUGUGUGCACGCAUGCAUGUGUAUGUAUUUUGCUUUUUGUUUACACCAACCAGUCAAAAAAGAAUAGAUUCUAGAAAAUGGAGCAUGAUGGGGAAACACAGUUUUUACUUUAAAUAUCAGAUAACUUGUUUUAAUAGCUACACUGGGUUAGAGGUACUCACUAAAGACAUAAAGAGACUAGAUGCUUCUUAGGCCUUUUUAUGUAUAUGUAUGUUGUUUGGUUUUUUCUUUGGUUCUAGACUGUUCAGUGUAUGAUUUCUUUAAGGCUACAUGCUUUUCUAUGCUUCUGGCUGUGCAUUUUCUCCUAUUAUACAUAGGUUUUAGGGUGGGGUGGAUUGGACGUUUUUGUUUGGGGACUUAUUUUGCAGUAUUAAGUCUCUUAUAGCCCAACUCUGAAGCCUUCAGUACUGUCCACUUUUUAUAUUCCUUUAAUUUCUGAAUUUAUAAAAGCCCCAAAUGGCAUAUAACACGAGCCUUUAAAACAUGGGUAAAUCUAUUUGAAUAAUGGGUUUGGAAGCUGUGUUAAGAAAUGGAGAUGCUCCAGAGCUCAACGUAAUUUUUUUUAAACAGCAAGUUCCAUCUUACUGCAAUCCUCUGAAGCUUUUACCCGAGUCCUUUCUUGCCUUUCCAGUGCUUUUUUCCUUCAGAUGGACCUUAAACAUAAUUUCUCGGACACUACUAGAGAGACUUCGAGGCAAUAAUAAAGAUCAGUAUUAACCAGCUCUAACAGAGGUUUGAUCAUGCUUGUACAGUUUUGCCCCCAUUUUAAAAAGGAAUGUAAUAAAAUUUGUUUUUUUUCCAUAGAAUUAAAUAAUAUUAAAGUUGAGUGAAAGGUUGAUUGUUGGCAAAUAGAAUAGUACCUCUAAUCUGUGCAGUGUCUCAUUUCACCUCAAAAAGAUGAUAAUAAGAUUUUCUAAUUUAUUUUAAUAUAUUCUAAUCGCAUAUAAAAGAGUUUGACUUGCAUAGGGUUAUUUUGGGCCUUACGUAUGUUUUUAAGUACCUCUGACUCAUUAACAGAAAGAAAUACUUGGUACUUCUUUCACUGAAUGACCAUAGGAGGAUGCAUAUUUGGGAUAGAGAAAUAAAUGAGGGAGAAAGAAGUGCUUAAUUAAUUCAUUUAUAUGAUCGUGUAGAGAGCAUCUGGUUGUCACAUAAAUUAUGAUACAUUAAAUACCUACAUAUAUCACAUGUAUAUAGAUUUGCAAAUUUAAAAACAUUAAUAGAACACCCUCUCUACUUGAUAAAAAGUUCAGGGGUUUGUGUUGGGUGGGAUAAGGUAUCAGGAAAAAUGUAGAUAGCCUUUAAAACUAUUUUACCACACUAACCAUAUAGGAUUAUCAGAUUAUUUCACCUUUAGUUUUAUUCACUACUGAUCAAUGUUUUGUGCAUUCACACUAUAUUAAAACAUAGCUUUACCAACCUAUUUCUGGAUUUGUACACACACGUUAGAAUAAAGACGUUAGGAAUGAUCAUCUUAGAGUUUAAAAACGUGAAUAUCUUCUUGAACUCCCUCAAAUUAAGGUAAAGAAUAUGAACAAAUCAUUCUGGAAGAACCCAGAUGAAACACCUCAGAUAUUUAAGUGAAAGUUAAAUAUAUUUUCAUAUUGUUUAAUAAUUUGUAUAAUCUUCAUUGCUAUUAUGAGAGGUAAAAAUGUAUUUAUCAAUUAUGUGUAAUUCUUAUGCCCAAAUCUGAAUUAUUGUGAAAUUGUGUAUUGUUAAAAUUGUAAUUCUUAAUUGUAUUUUAAAAGUAAUUCUGAUACUGUUUUUAUGUUACCUAUGAUGAAAAUUGGACUACAUACACGCGCGCACACACAGACUCGCACACAUACACGCACGACCUAUUCACUUAAGAUUUUUAAUAGUUUUUUUCUUUUUUUGGUGCCUAAUAAUUGAUUGGUCAUUUCUGCUGGCUUUUGCUUCACUGAACUUUGAAAUCUUUGUGUAUAUGCUAUCAAUAAGAAAAUAUGCUGGAACGUUAGAAAAAAAUCACCAAGAGACUUGUUUUCAUCAAGCACUUUAUCAGACUUUUAAGAAGGUAUCGAAGGCAUUGAAAGAAUUGACUUUUCAAAAUCAUCUCUUCUUUUUCUCAAGAAGAAAACAGUGGAAAAACAAAUUCUCUUCAUUCAGUGAAUCCCCAGUUUGGGGUCUGGGGAGCGUAGAGACAUUGUGAAAUCAAAUCUUGUGUUACAUUUUUCUCCUGGCUCACUCUUUUUGAGAAGGUUUAUGGGCUAUAUGGCUGGUGAGACACGAUCCCCUCCUAAGAAAAUGUAGGUGCUCAGACAGGUAACCUCUGCUGCUACUGUUUUUAUUUGUUUGUUUGUUUAAUUUCUUUUAAAAUUUGUUUUGUUGUACUAGGAUAUUUUUAAAUGUAAUAUAUUGCAGGAUUUAUAACCAGGUUCACUGCUUUCUUUCUUUCUUUCUUUUUUUUUUUUUUCUCUUUAAAAAAAAAAAAACCACCAAAGUUUCAUUUAAGAUACAUUUAGGCGCCUUUGAAGCUUGGAUAUUGGAAUGUUUCAGUAGUGGCCAGAAAUCUGCUGUUGGAAUCUUCUAGUCUUCCAGGUUUAAUUUGAAAUGUUUUUAGUUUUGUUUUGGAUUUUUGUGUGGUAUUUUAUUUCCUUUAUAUCAGUGCCCUUUUGCCAUGCUGUUUUGGGGUGGCUGCCUAACUCUAGUGAAAAUUCUUUCUAUAUUAACGGAAAUUUGGUGUUUUAAAUUCCUUAAUGUUUUGCAUUUUUUAAAAUUGUUUUUAAAGAAAUAUUCUAACUGCUUGCACUGUUACUGUUCUUUGCCAGCCUUUUCAGGAGCCAAAAAAACAAAAACAAACAAACAAAAAAAUACCCAGAGAAAAAACUUUCCUUCUUCCCCCUUCCUGAUGAUGAGUGAGAAGUAUUGAGAACUUUCGGGGUCAGUGCCCUUCUAAACUCCCCUUCCCCCAAUAAUGCAGCUGUAUAAUGAAUGGUAAAUGCAGCGGUUUGGAUUCAGGCACAGCCCCAGCCUGCUUGCAGGUGGCGUAUGUGUUCGUGUUUUAAUGUAUUCAGAGCCAUUGAGCAAUAAGCAGUCCAGAACAUUGAAAACUCAUGCAGCAGAGAGAUAAACUGGUAGGUGGCAGCAGAAGAAGGAAUUCUUCAGAUUGACGGCUACUGAAAGAAUCUACAUAGAAGAGAUAGAGCAUAACAUACCAAGUAAAGGAAAGGGGGCAAAAAAUGGAAACAGGACUAAAAUGUUUGGAUUUUGACUCUAAAUGGUUCUUUUGAAGUAACCAGUGAUCCUUUUUGCUUAUUACUUCAUUCACAGAAUGGACGAAGAUAGAUUUGACUGUAUGUUUUUUGAAAUGGAGUAUAGAAAUACCCAGAACAAGGAAGCAGUAGCACUAACCUGUUUGAUCGAUGUGUUCUCUAAAAUAAAAACAUCAGAACUGGGAAUGAAA
This is a messenger RNA of Mustela lutreola (European mink), 6297 nucleotides long. It is a transcript of the gene RIMKLB, whose product is annotated as ribosomal modification protein rimK like family member B. Gene Ontology annotation, cellular component: cytoplasm. Lineage: Eukaryota; Metazoa; Chordata; Mammalia; Carnivora; Mustelidae. The transcript is spliced from 9 exons. The record is from RefSeq and is a predicted model, not a curated record. Gene Ontology annotation, biological process: protein modification process. Bases 571 to 1731 code for a protein of 386 amino acids. Gene Ontology annotation, molecular function: ligase activity, forming carbon-nitrogen bonds; metal ion binding; ATP binding.